Messenger RNA from Meloidogyne enterolobii, 273 nucleotides. The record is from the annotation of a GenBank genome assembly. Lineage: Eukaryota; Metazoa; Nematoda; Chromadorea; Rhabditida; Meloidogynidae.
AUGCUGGCUGAGACAAGGGUCCUUACACCUAAACUAUUUUUUUUUAUUUUUGUGUUGUCCGCAAUUUUUAUCCGCAAAUAUUUUUUAAAAAUUUUAUUUUUAAAGUUUAAAUGGUGUUCGUGGGUAGCUCUUUUUUGUUCCUGUGUUUCCUUUGCCAAUGUCCGAGCAUCUGACGACACAAAACAAAUUGUUUCUUCAUUUAUGCUUUCAAUAUCUGCUGUGGUAAUGAGUUAUUUACAAAAUCCAGCGCCGAUUGUACCUCCGUGGGUUUAA